AUUUCUCAGCUCAUCGAGCAUGUUUCGCAGCGCGAAGCCCAAGAAGAACAAGCGCCGACGCGUGGCCGAGGACGAAGACGAGCACAAUGAGGGCGAACGCGAUGUCAGCGGGGACGUGCCGGUGGUGGCUGUGUCAACAGACCGCCGCGCGAUCAACACCUUCUCGACUGGAGGCGUGAAGAAGGCCAAGAAUGUGGUGCAGACACGACUGAUUGAGUCCGAACGCGAGGUUGUGCCGCAGCAGUACGCGGGAGAUGCCACCUACGAGACUCAGAUCGAUACGGAGAAGGAUCGUGAUGCGCGUGCCAUAAUGGAGAGAAGUAUUAAGGCGAAUCAGGAUGGCAGUGCUGAUGCCGAUAGUGGAAAAGUGUAUCGUGGCCAAGCUGCCUACAAGAGUUACAUCACCAAGAAGGAAUCCCAGGUCGGCAUGAACAAAUACACAGGCACGCAAGGCCCCAUCCGAGCGCAGACCUGGGCACGCGCCAUCUCGCGGUUCGACUACCAGCCUGACGUGUGCAAGGAUUACAAGGAAACGGGAUUCUGCGGCUACGGUGACAGCUGCAAAUUCCUCCACGACCGUGGCGACUACAAGAGUGGAUGGCAGAUCGAGAAAGAGUACGCAGAGAAGGAAAAGAAGCGUCAAAAGCGGCUGCAAGAGGGGCGUGACCCCGAUGAAGAAAGUGAAGACGAAGAUAAAGCUGCGAUGAAGAAGAAAGAGGAUGAGCAGUUUGCAUGCACAAUCUGCCGUGGACCUUUCCGGAAUGCUAUUGAGACAAUUUGCGGUCACUUCUUUUGCGAAUCGUGCGCGCUGAAGAACUUCAAGAAAACGUCACGAUGCUUUAACUGCAAGAAACAAACCAAUGCCGCCUUCUGCCUCCAAGAUCGUCUUGGCGUACGGGUGGAACACAAUCCAUCCGACGAGGAAUGGGUUCAUUAG
Messenger RNA from Phytophthora infestans T30-4, 937 nucleotides. RefSeq lists its product as uncharacterized. Lineage: Eukaryota; Oomycota; Peronosporomycetes; Peronosporales; Peronosporaceae. Gene Ontology annotation, biological process: snoRNA splicing. Bases 20 to 937 code for a protein of 305 amino acids. The record is from RefSeq and is a predicted model, not a curated record. Gene Ontology annotation, cellular component: U2-type spliceosomal complex. The transcript is spliced from 7 exons. Gene Ontology annotation, molecular function: metal ion binding.